Messenger RNA from Chaetura pelagica (chimney swift), 2623 nucleotides. RefSeq names its product villin-1-like. Bases 44 to 2623 code for a protein of 859 amino acids. The record is from RefSeq and is a predicted model, not a curated record. Gene Ontology annotation, biological process: barbed-end actin filament capping; cytoskeleton organization; actin filament severing. The transcript has 20 exons. Gene Ontology annotation, molecular function: phosphatidylinositol-4,5-bisphosphate binding; actin filament binding. Lineage: Eukaryota; Metazoa; Chordata; Aves; Apodiformes; Apodidae. Gene Ontology annotation, cellular component: cytoplasm; actin cytoskeleton.
CUGUGAGGAGCCCACACGCUGCCCGGCAAGCUCAGCCUGCAGGAUGACAGACAGUGACACAAACCUCCCAACUAUUGAGAGAAAGCUGGGACUGCAGAUAUGGAGCAUAGAGAAUAUGAAGAUGGUUCCUGUACCUGAGAAGGCUUAUGGGACUUUUUUUGAAGGGGACUGUUACAUCAUUCUGCACACCAAACGAACCUCUCGCGGCACCGCUGUGGAUUUGCAUUACUGGAUUGGCAAGGACUCAUCCCAGGAUGAGCAAGGUGCAGCAGCCAUGUAUGUCACCCAGCUGGACAAUGCCCUCAGAGGGAACCCCGUGCAGCACCGGGAAGUGCAGGGACACGAGUCUGAGACCUUCCAAAGCUACUUCCGAAACGGCAUCAUCUACAAGAAGGGAGGGGUGGCCUCCGGCUUCAAGCACGUGGAGACCAACAUGUACAACAUCAAACGCCUUCUUCAUGUCAAGGGGAAGAAGCACGUGUCAGCCACAGAGGUAGCACUUUCCUGGGACAGUUUCAAUAAGGGUGAUGUUUUCCUGCUGGACCUUGGGAAAGUGCUGAUUCAGUGGAACGGGCCCAGCUGCAGCAUUGCUGAGAAAACUAGGGGCCUGGCGCUGGCGCGGAGCAUCAGGGACAGCGAGAGGGGCGGGCGGGCGCAGAUCGGCAUCGUCGACAGCGAGAGGGACUCCCCGGACCUGAUGCAGAUCAUGAAGAUGGUGCUGGGCGAGAGGCGAGGGGAGCUGCGAGAUGCCAUCCCGGAUGCCAAAGCGGACGAGCUGCAGAAGGCAAACGUCCGGCUCUACCAUGUCUACGAGAAGGAAAAUGACCUGGUGGUACAGGAGAUAGCCACCCGGCCCCUGACACAGGAUCUGCUCCAGCAUGAGGACUGCUACAUUUUAGACCAAGGUGGCUUUAAGAUUUAUGUCUGGAGAGGAAAAGCCUCCAGCCUGGAAGAGAAAAAAGCAGCUUUCACUCGAGCUGUGGGCUUUAUCCAAGCCAAAGGCUACUCUUCAUCCACCAACAUUGAAGUCAUCAAUGAUGGAGCAGAGUCAGCCAUGUUUAAACAGCUGUUCCAGAGGUGGACAGAAAAGAAUGAAACCCAAGGACUGGGCAAAGUCUACACUACUGGCAAAAUUGCCAAGGUGGAGCAGGUGAAGUUUGACACCACUCAGCUCCAUGCCAGACCAGAGCUAGCUGCUGAGCAGAGGAUGGUGGAUGAUGCUUCCGGGGAGGUAGAGGUGUGGAGGAUUGAGGACUUGGAAAUGCAGCCAGUGAAUCCCAAGACAUACGGGCAGUUCUAUGGGGGUGAUUGCUACCUGGUGCUGUACACCUACCUGAGGUCAGGCAGGCCUCAUUAUGUCCUCUACAUGUGGCAGGGUCGCCAUGCCUCUGUGGAUGAGAUCACUGCCUGUGCCCUCAAUGCUGUUGAGCUGGACAAGAAGUACGGGGACGAGGCCGUGCAGGUGCGGGUGACCAUGGGCAAGGAGCCCACACACUUCCUGGCCAUCUUCAAGGGCAAGCUGAUCGUUUACGAGGGAGGCACGAGCCGGGCUCAGAGGAGCGCUCCGGAGCCAACCACCCGCCUCUUCCAGGUGAGGGGCACGGAUGAGAUGAACACAAGGACCACGGAGGUGCCAGCCCUUGCAAAAAAAGAUUGCUGCGUGCGGACCACCAGCCAAGUCUGCUACCUGUGGUGUGGGAAGGGAUGCAGUGGAGAUGAGAGAGAGAUGGCAAAAAUGGUGGCUGAUAUCGUUUCCAAGCGGGACAAGCACACCAUUUUGGAAGGACAAGAGCCAGCAGAGUUCUGGGAAGCCUUGGGAGGCAAAGCACCUUAUGCCAGUGAAAAAAGGUUUCAAGAGCCAACUGCACACUACCAGCCUCGCCUCUUCGAGUGCUCCAACCAGACGGGUCGAUUCAUCAUGACAGAGGUGGUGGGCUUCUGCCAGGAGGACUUGGAUGAAGAUGAUGUCAUGCUGUUGGACACGUGGGAAGAGAUUUUCCUCUGGGUUGGCAGAAACUCCAACACGUACGAGAGGAACGAGGCAAUUGCCUCGGCUAAGGAAUAUCUCAAGACCCAUCCAGCAGGGAGAGACUUGGCAACUCCAAUAAUCCUGGUAAAGCAGGGCUAUGAACCCCUCAACUUCACAGGAUGGUUCAACGCUUGGGACCCCUACAAAUGGAGUGAUGGCAAGUCCUACGAGGAGAUGAAGAACAGCUUGGGAGAUGUGUCGACCAUAUCAGAGAUCAAAGUGGACCUUAACAACAUCAGCCUGAACAAGAGAACCCUCAGCACGACCAACUUGGCUGGAUCAAGUGUGCCAAGUGCUUCCUCGGAGUAUAAAUCACACUCCAGCCACAGCAACAACUACAGCAACAACUACAGCAACAGCAGCAACCACAACAGCAGCCCUUCCCUCCUGCCCAACGGUGAAGGAGUUUACCCCCGGGAGGUGCUGAUGGGCAAGACAGUGGAUGAACUCCCAGAAGGCGUGGAUCCCACCAAGAAAGAGUACUAUCUCUCUGAUGCCGAUUUCUACGACAUCUUCGGGAAGUCCAAGGAUGAGUUCUACCAGAUGCCCAAAUGGAAGCAGCAGAAUGAGAAGAAGCAAUGUGGACUCUUCUGA